Molecule: messenger RNA, 5436 nt
Organism: Letharia columbiana
Lineage: Eukaryota; Fungi; Ascomycota; Lecanoromycetes; Lecanorales; Parmeliaceae
Exons: 9
Coding region: 1-5436 (1811 amino acids)
Biological process (GO): maturation of SSU-rRNA from tricistronic rRNA transcript (SSU-rRNA, 5.8S rRNA, LSU-rRNA); positive regulation of transcription by RNA polymerase I
Cellular component (GO): small-subunit processome; t-UTP complex; 90S preribosome
Molecular function (GO): snoRNA binding
Source: RefSeq, a predicted model, not a curated record
AUGGCUACAGCGCUGGCCUCACAGCUGGCCCAGAUUCGCGCCAAGUCUACCAAUCCACUCGACCUCAAAGCUCAAAAGAAAGCACAUUCGCGGUCCCUUCUCUACGAACCUGGUGUCGCCGCAACCCAGGACUUCGAUUCGUUGUACCAGAUAUGCUACGAGGGCUUCCAGGAACUCUGCCUUUUGGACUCGAGGUUCGCCGGCUUUGCCAAUAAUCUUUUCAGCGAACAGAGCAAGCAGGAAGAGCGAACGCAGAUGACUGCUGCCCAAAACCAACAGCUUGAUGUUGUCCUUGAGGAGUUCUUACAUCUAGUCGGGAGUAAGCUGCUAUUGAAACCGGCUCUUAAAGCGGUGGAAUGGCUCGUCAGGCGAUUCAGGGUUCACCAAAAUAACACUAUGUGCCUGGUACUCGCCUUUCUGCCAUUCCACAACGCUCCGGUAUUCCCUACGAUGCUCUCACUCAUACCCGAAGAUUUAUCACCCACUCUCAGGUUUCUCCACCCCUACGUUCAAGCCCUUGCAAAGCCACCGCGUCACGCAAUCGUACAUGCUGCAUCCACCAACCGCCAAUUCUUCACCGCUAUGAGUGCUUUCGUACUUGAUUCCGGUCACUUAGGUUUCCAAAAUCCCACCUUGGUAUCAUUCUGGGCGUCAGUUGCUACUGAAGCUGUGGCUGCGAUGCUUGACCAGGGUCGCUCCGCUAGACGCGAGGCACAGAAGCAAAACCAAGAAGACAUCGUUCGUUUCUUGUUACCUGUCCUUAACGAUGGUCUCUCUGUUGAUAAUGUGCCGGACCUUCGGAUGGGAUGCUACAUGAUUCUAACGAUCUUAGCCUCCAAAGCUAGCCUAGAUGAUGGUGUACUAUCUGUAAUGAUGGAAGCGAUCACGUCCGACUGGUCCCAGACUUCCCAUGCAGGACUGAUAUGCUUGGGUGUUUUGGCUGAGCAAAAGCGAACAGCCGGUCUACCAGGCAAAACCUUCGAAGCGGUCAUCGCGCUCGAACGCCUUGAUGACGACCUUUUGACACUCAAUAAGCAGUACAAGAUUGACAAGCUUGUUCUAGGUGUCGCGCUUGGUAUUAUUUCAAGACUUAGAAAAGCUCGAGACACAAGCGGGCUGCGGCUUUUGAGAACCUUGAUGGAAGCCAAUGUUAUGAGUGAUGCUUCCAUCAAGGCUGUGGUCAAAUCAGUAAUCUAUGAAGCUCAGACGACGGCGCCAAAUCCGAAUCCAAAGUUCGAUGUGCAAGGGUCGUUGGCAGACCUUGUUCUUCUUAUGUGCGAUUCGAAAGAUGUUGGGGCUGUCAUACACAGCACCAUGGAAGAGUCAAACUUUGACUUGAAAUAUCUGGAAAACAGACUCCGACGGGUAAAUUAUAGCAAAGAGAGCACACCUGAGCAGCUUACUGAAGAUGUGGACAUGGAGAAUGCAGAAAGACAAAUGACGACAGGCGACUUCGAGACUGUAAUGAGCCGAAUCCCAACACGGACAGCCUAUGAGAUAUCUUUUCUGUCACACUCAGACUCCUACGUCUAUGGCAGCCUGGCUCACGCUUUUCUCUCGAUCUACACUUCUACAAUGAACCUAGAAAGAUUUUCUAAUCUACCGGUCCUUCGGAAGUCCCUAGGAAUGACUGAGCCUCUUUUCCUUUCAUUCUUUGUCCGAAUAUGGUGCGGCCAUUGCUCAGCAACAGCGAGAACAGCAGCGAUCCGGACUGUGGUGGAAUACCUCAGGAAGGAAACUCUUACAGCUGAUGUGCAGAUGUUAUUGCCGUACAUACUGUACGCGCUGGCUGAUACGUCUCCCAGCGUUCGCCGCGCAGCCGCAGAACUUGUCUUGGUCCUAGCGCCUGCUUAUAAGAAAACGGCUGACAAGGAAAAUAAAAGUACCAAUCGACCAAUAUUGGGCCAGCAGCAAAUUUAUGGUCAGGGCGGUGAGACUCAAGCAGUGACAUGGCUUUCUAAUAAAGAGACCGACAGCAUCUUGGACCUAAUGGUUCCAAAUCUCGAAGAAUGCAUGCUUGAUGAAAGCCACGUAUCUCAGCUCCUUUCAGAUAACCUCAACGGCCCAAAGCACAGCAAAGGUUCCAACAUUACGCAAAGGGAAUUGAAGAAGCCUCUACGACUAGCUUUGCUCAGCAGUAUCUGUAGUCAUGUUGUCAAUACACCGCUAUACGCCGUCAAAUCUCGCCUACUUCAGAUGCUAAAUCAGGUGCCCAAGGUGGGCAGCACUUCCCGUACGAAGUUAUUGCUUCCUUUGCUAUUAAACACUUUGAAACAAGGUCAACACGAUUUUGAACGUAUCUGCGACGAGGAGCAGCUUGUAUCAUCGCAGCUACUGGACAGACUGGUCAGCAUCGUUAUACCAGGCGAUCGUGAUGGUAUUCAAACCUUGAAGUCUAUCAUCGAGCCUCUGAAUAACCUAAACUUCCCAAGUCUAAGAGCCGCAGCAUUGCGCCGCCUACAGAUCACUUGGGAAUUCAUCAAAAUCGAUCUCCAAUCCUCGUUGGCAAAAGCUUUGUUUGAGUCAGCUGUUGGCAAUGUAGAAGCUGGGGCAAAUGGCAACCAAGAGGCUGAGUCUAUGGAAACGUUACGGACAUUGCCACUUUCUACUGCUACACUCCGAUCCUUCGUAGAGAAUGUGCCUUCGAUUCUGCCUGCUUUACAGGACGGGGCCCCAGUGUUGAAGCGCAAGCGGACAAGUCACGGCCAUUCGAAUGAUGCUGGCGCCCUCGAUGAACGCAAUCUCGCAUCUGCCAUCCGGCAAAUUACAUUUGUCCUUGAGUUAGUAGGAGAUGCCAAAACUGAACGCCAUCCUGAACUCUUAGGAGGUCUCUCCAAGAUCAUGUGUGACUUACAACAGUCUCGAAGCCAUCCAGCAACAGCCACAGGCUAUCUUCAAGUGCUGGCUAUUGAAGGCAUGCUUGCCAUCGUAAAAAGAGCCGAGGCCCCAACAGGCUUGCAGAUUGACCAUGCAUCGGUUCGAUCCGACGUUCUCAUUGACUGCAUCAGGACUACCACAAAUUCUCAAGUGCGCAAUUCUGCUUUACUGCUAGUGUCAGCUCUCGCAAAGUUUAACCCAGAAUUGAUUUUGCACAGCAUUAUGCCUAUUUUUACAUUCAUGGGUGCCAACGUCCUGCGUCAGGAUGAUGAUUUCUCGGCAUAUGUGGUAAAGCAGACCAUGGAAUCAGUUAUCCCAUCUCUGGUACAGUCACUACACAAACGAAAAUAUGGCCCACUUGUGGGUGUCUCCGAGCUUUUACUGAGUUUUGCCGCUGCCUACGAGCAUAUACCAGCCCAGCGACGGCUCGAUCUUUUUGUAUCACUAGUGAACAAAGUUGGUGCUAGCGACUAUCUUUUCGCUUUGACCGCAAUCUUGUUGGACAAGUACCCGAGCGAUAGAAGUGUAGUACAGUUCGCCACUGAUCUUACCAGCCGCUACAGCGUGAAGACGCGCCUCCAGGUAAAGAUCCUCCAAAAGCUGCAUGUAGAUGGCUCUGAUGUCUUGCAGAUGGUGAAACAAUUUUUGGGCUUAAUUGUAGAUGCUCGGAAACCAAAGCCAACCUUUUCCAAGUCUUUACUGCAGCUCGAUGACGUUGACAGAGCUGCUUCAAAUUUACUUCCAUUGACUCCUGCAAUCCUCGGCGAUGCGAACCUGAUCUCCAAGGCGUCCAGAAGACUACGCGACGGCGGCGAGGAUGCUGCAAAGAUCCGCGCUCUGUUUACAAAUAUCCUCGAAGACACGUUCACUCUUUUGGAGCAUUACAGAGGGAACAAGACAUUGAAUGUACUAUGUAUGCAACUUUUAGAUGCAUCCCUAAGAUUACUACCUAUAUCGGAAUUGAUCGAAAGCAUUCAAAUUUUGCUUGCACGAACAGAGAACAACAUCCGCCAACAGGUACUUCGAUCAUUCGGAGAUCGUCUCAAGGACAAAAAGCUCGACUUGAAAGCAUCGCAGGCCGCGUGUCUCGCGUUCCUCCCUCAUCUCGCGUCCAUCAUUAGGGAGUCUGCAGACGUGUCUCUAAAACACACAGCUGUUGUUUGUAUAGAUGGUAUCGCGGAAAUGUUCGGCAAGAAGGACGUCGCUGCGAUCGUUGCCAGUGCCAGAAUCGUUGCCGGAGACGAAUGCCUGAGGGCAAGCGAAAGCAGUCUCCGAACUAUCUCUAUCUUGUGUCUCGCGACAAUUGUCGAAGUGUCAAGCGAUAGCUUUAUUUCGAUCGUACCGCUCGCUCUUCCUAAGGCAAUGGACAGCUUGGCGACCAGCAUUGGCGAAGAUACAGAAGAUGGUGCCCUGCACAACGCAGUCUACUCAUUUUUUGGCGCUCUCAUCAUUUACGUGCCAUGGAUGGUUACAAGCGCCGAUAUGGACUCUGUGCUGAAGCUAUCAUUUGAGUCAGCUAACGCUGGAAUGAGUGAAGAGUGUAAUCAAAGUCGCAUUGAGGCUUUACGACUCAUGUCUAAAAAGUUGGAAGCGAAGGACUGCUUGGCUGCUUUGGAUAGAACUUUUACGAUUGCAAUGACUGAGGGACCGCUGGCUGUUAAGGAGCAUCUUGAAAUCUUGCGUCUCACAAUCGACCGUCAGCCCAAAUCGAUGAUUGUUCAGCACUCAGAGACGUUGGGUGGCUUGUUUCUAAGAAUUUUUGACUUACGGAGAAUCCAGCUGUCACCACUUACUGGCUGUAGUUAUGACAUGGGGGAGAUUCAAGUAGUCGAAGACGCCGUCAACGAAACCGCAAUCUCUAUGGUCUACAAACUCAAUGACGCAACGUUUAGACCUAUGUUUUCGCGAAUGCUAGAAUGGACCACCUGUCCAACAUCAAAGAAAGACAUGAAAGCUAUGAUUCAUAGGCAGACAAGCUGGUACACUUUCCUUCUCAAGUUCUUUGGCACUCUCAAGUCCAUCGUCACCAGCUACGCAGCUUUCAUCAUAGACGACGCCGUAGAGAUACUUAAGGAUAUCUCCCUGAAUGACGAAGACUCAUUACUUCUAUGGCGACAGGUCAUACUUACUCUCCAAAGCACCUUCGAGCACGACCAAGACGGUUUCUACCAAACCCCCUCCCAUUUCGCAUCGAUUUCGGCCGCGCUCCUGGGCCAGCUUGACAACGCCCAAAAAGCUCCCCUUGUCCUUGAGCUGAUUCCUGCGAUCACUGAGCUGGCGAUCGCCACGGAUUCCGCCACCCACCAUAAGGAGAUGAACGCUACUAUAUUGAAAUGCAUGAGGUCGGAUAGAGCAGCGGUCCGUUUAGCCGCUAUUCAGAGUGAGCGAGCCUUGACGGAGAGGCUAGGAGAGGAGUGGCUAGCAUUACUGCCAGAGAUGCUACCUUUCAUCAGUGAGGCAUUGGAGGAUGAUGAUGAGGCGGUGGAGAAAGAGGUACAGAGGUGGGUAGUGGGGAUCGAAGGGAUACUAGGGGAGAGUCUCGAUCCAAUGCUGCAGUAA